This is a messenger RNA of Aedes aegypti (yellow fever mosquito), 779 nucleotides long. Its product is annotated as putative peptidyl-prolyl cis-trans isomerase dodo. The transcript is spliced from 2 exons. Gene Ontology annotation, molecular function: protein binding; peptidyl-prolyl cis-trans isomerase activity. Lineage: Eukaryota; Metazoa; Arthropoda; Insecta; Diptera; Culicidae. Gene Ontology annotation, cellular component: cytosol; nucleus. The record is from RefSeq and is a predicted model, not a curated record. Bases 188 to 667 code for a protein of 159 amino acids.
GUACGGAUUAUCUGUCAUUCCCAAAAUCAAAAUUUUGGAAGCUGCGCGCUUUGCAUGGUUCCGCAAACAUCCUACUCGUUGAAAUUGUUGUUUUUCUGUGAGCCACCACCUCGCAAUAAUCACAAGGAAGAGUUUCGUGUGAUUCAAUUCCAUUUGGAUUUCUCAAUCUAAGCAUUUAAAGAGGAACAUGUCUGAUAACCAGGAAAACGUUCCCGAGGGCUGGGAAAAGCGUACAAGCCGGUCUACAGGUAUGACCUACUAUCUGAACAUAUACACCAAAGAGUCUCAGUGGGAUCUACCGACGAAGCCGGCCAGCCCGGAGCAGGACACGGCUGAGGUGCAGUGCGCUCAUCUGCUGGUCAAACAUAAGGGUUCACGACGGCCAAGUUCCUGGCGGGAGGAUAACAUCACCCGCAACAAGAGCGAAGCCCUGGGUAUCCUCGAGGGCUACCGAAAGCAGAUUCAAUCAGGUGAGGUCACCCUACCGGAACUGGCCCAGCAAUACUCGGAUUGCAGUUCGGCCAAACGGGGCGGCGAUUUGGGCAUGUUUAAGAGGGGCAUGAUGCAGAAGCCUUUUGAAGAGGCAGCGUUUGCCCUCAAAGUCGGCGAAAUGUCCGACAUUGUGGACACUGAUUCCGGGCUGCAUUUGAUUCUGCGACUUAAGUAAGAGGUAAGCUGGAAUUGAGGGAGAAAUGAUAUUUGAGAUUGUGGAUUUGGAAAUUGUACGGUAAUAAAGUCAAAGAAUCGACACUCUUAUCGAUUUUAGAAUGGAAUACCUA